This is a messenger RNA of Pungitius pungitius (ninespine stickleback), 3025 nucleotides long. RefSeq lists its product as uncharacterized. The coding region runs from base 170 to 2623 and encodes 817 amino acids. Lineage: Eukaryota; Metazoa; Chordata; Actinopteri; Perciformes; Gasterosteidae. The record is from RefSeq and is a predicted model, not a curated record. The transcript is spliced from 8 exons.
UUACUCCGGAAGUUGUCGUGUGUCACUGUUAUACUUCCGGUAGCAGCCAAAGCCGGUGCAGACCGUCGAACCAGACACCAAACUGCUAAACAAUAACACAUUUGACUGGGCCCAGGUUAGUGUGUUUAGUCUACGAUACGCGGCAUUGCAGGUCCUGUUCAACACGAAUAUGUACCGGGGAGGAAAUGCGAAACUUAUUCAGGGACCACCGCCGUUCGGACCCCCACCACCCCAUUGCCCUCCUUUCAGACCCCGAGGGCCCUGUGGUGUUGCUCCACCAGGACAUUUGCCGCCUGCACCUCGCGGGACAUUCUCGACCUCAGCUCAGGAGAGCCAUUUCCUCCUAAACAGGCCACCAGCACAGCAUUUCCUACGUCCCCACUUUAGCACCUUCUCCAUAAAUGAUAGUACAAUGGGUGCUUUGGGAGGCAGCCAGCAGAUCUCCUCUCCUGUUCAUCAACAUAAUCAAGUGCCACUGUGGAAGCCCCCACUUGUGGAUCAUCAACCUCCUGACAGCAGUGAGCAGGCUGGUGAGGAAUUCCUAAGAUGUAUUGCAGCCAACAAGCCUCUUCCAGACUAUCUCAAAGGAAACAUGGCAUACAACCUGGCUGAGGCAUUUAACUCUGCAAAUGUUCUGAAAGACAUCCUCAAAUCAAACCCUGACUUCAAGAAGCAUCCCACCAGGAGCAAAAGCCGUAGCCGAAGCCGUGGAAAAUCUCGAGCGAAGAGUCGUGCACGAAGCAACAGCCGAGCACGAAGCAGAGGAAGGAACAAAAGCCUUGAGCGGGGAAAGAGCAGGGCCAGAAGCAGGAGCAGGGGCAGGAGCAGGGCCAGUAGCAAGAGCAGGGCCAGUAGCAAGAGCAGGGCCAGAAGCAAGAGCAGGGCCAGAAGCAAGAGCAGGGCCAGAAGCAAGAGCAGGGCCAGAAGCAAGAGCAGGGCCAGAAGCAAGAGCAGGCUCAGAGGCCGGGCCAGAAGCAAGAGCAGGCCUCGCAGUAGGAGUCUGAGCCAGAGCCGAAGCAAGAAGAAGAGUCAAGUGCGGAGCAAGAGCCGGCCCAGGAGGUCCAGGUCACAAAGUAGCAGCAGUGAAAAAGCCCAUGGCAAAGAUUCAAAGAGAAUGAGUUUUAGCAGCAAUAAGACUCUGACAGGGAAAAGCCUGUUGGAAGGACUGAAGCUGGUCAUGAAGAGCAAAGAGCUGGAAGAGCGGUUGCCAACCCUCAAAGAUGCCAUCCUCACUGUUCAGGCCUCAGAGAGAAGCAGAAACAUGGAGUGUGUGCCUAACGGGCAGAGACAUCAACAGUGCAACAGUAAUGAGAACUCAACAUCAUUGGAAAAUGACAGUAUGGUCCUUCCCCAUGACCGAGUAGGCAGUGACUUUUCUUGGCUCCAGGUGCAGAGUCAGCAGGACUCUGCAGUCAUGAAAGCAGAUGUUCUUGAGGAUGAAGAGUCAUUUUUGUAUGGGAAUGAAGAUACAGGAGGAAAAGGGGACAAAAAAUCCUCCCCCACACUCUUUACACCAUUUCCCCAGGUCGGAGAGCCUGCCAAUCAUUCAGGCAGUCAACAACAUCAGACGUCCAGAUUCAGCACUUUUGGGGGUCCGCUUGAUCUGAAGCAUUCCCAAAUGACUUCCCCUGGUGCAGCCUCUGCCAAUCUGGACAGCAUUGAGUGUGAGAAGAUCAGGAACAUAUUAGAAAGUCUGGGCAAAGCAGACGUCAGCGAGAUCAUGGUUAAGAUGCAGGCGCUUAAGGAAGGGAAGCAACCGUCUCCUGCAGCCUUAGCAUUGCCAGCACUGAGUAACCCCAACGUACGUCACGCUCUGGAGUCCUUACAGUCAUUGAUCAAAGUUACCAAGGAAAGGCGUGAAAAAAGCGAUGCCAAUGUCACACCUCUAACAUUCUCUGAUAGAUAUAAGGCAGGAGACAAUGAGGAAACGAGAACUAAAAAACAAGCCAGAAUGAGUCAAAUGGAAUCUUUGAUGAAAGAGCUGGAAGGACUGUUGAAACAGGAUGGCCUGAAUUUUCUGAGUCCAGUAAUUGGGUUUUACUGCCAGAAAUGUGAAGAGUUCAUUGGAGAUCUGAAUAGUGCUGAAAACCAUGCAGCCAUCCAUUCCCAUAGUAACUCCAGCAGGAAACUACCGAUUGACAAGCCUGCUGAAGACAUCAAGGGAUCCUCUCGCCAUUUUAACAACAGCACUGAGCACCCACACCCAUCAGACAGGAGAGCAUAUCACAUGGACCGCAGUGAUCACAGAGACCAUCAACGGGGCUGGAGAGACGAAAGAGAUCAACAAAGCAAACACCACAAAGACCGCAGAAGCCAAGGAGCGGGACAGACUAGCGGCUCUUUGAAAGAGGAGAUGAGGAUGGAGAGGAUGCUCAUAACGGUGUCCCAGGGACUGACUCCUCCCCCAGACGCCAGGGUUAAGGAGCAGGUGAACAAUGGGCCGGAAGUCGAAAGCCGUAGCAAAGUCAACGUGGAGGACAAGGCUGGCCAGGGAAAAGCACCCAAGGACAAAAGAGCAAAAGAUGAAAGCAGUGAUAUUAGAGGUGACGACAGAGGAAAAAAGCACAUUGAAAAAUCACCAAAGAAGAAGAAGAAGGAAAAAAAGAAGAAGAAGAAGUCUUAAUAGUGGAAUUCUUGUCAUCACUAGCCUGAUGCGAUGUCGGCAUCUUGUUGCUGCCCAAGUAUUUCUAAACAACUUCUAACAAUCUUUUAUUGAUGUGGUCAGAAGAUGGCAGUAGGCCUCAAGGACGGAUUGGCUAUUGUGCUGUUAAGAAGAGCAUAUAGUUGCCAUAGUUCAAAGAUUAUUCUAGAUGUCAUAUUUGAAUUUUUUGCAGAACACUCAUGUGCUGGUUUCGUGUUCUAAAUUAAAGGUUGAAUUGUUUUUGUAUUAAAUCUGUUCUCAAUACCAUUGCUACUAUGUCACUGUUUUCCAACAACAUUAAAGGAUUAGAAAUGUAAUCUGUAUUUUGCAGCUCUUUCCAUUUUCUUGUUUGCAUAUUUAUCUGAAAUAUAAGAUCACACACAA